AUGGCUGAGCUUCUGAUGAAGGAUGCUCGUGCACUUGGAUUGAUCCAAAGUGCUGUCUCAGAUCAACUCUUCCCCAGAAUUGUGAAUGAGGAGACCUCAAAGGGAGCUUGGGAUAUCCUGAAGCUGGAAUUCAGGGGAGAUAAACAGGUACGAAAUGUAAAACUGCAAGGAUUGCGUAGAGAGUUUGAAUAUACUCGCAUGAAAGACAGUGAAUCCCUAUCUAUAUAUCUUGCUAGAUUGUUUGAUAUCUUGAAUCACAUGAAGAGUUAUGGUGAGGAAUUAUCUAGGGAGAGAGUAGUGCAGAAAUUGCUGUUUAGUUUACCAAAAUCAUAUGAUUCAAUCUGUUCUGUGAUUGAACACUCUAAGGAUCUUGAGACACUUGAGAUUCAAGAAGUAGUUGCUUCCCUGAAGAGCUUUGAGCUCAGAUUGGAUCGACACAAUGAGAACUUUACAGAAAGGGCCUUUACUAGUCUGAAUAUUGAAGAUAAGAAUUCUAAGAGUGGAGCUUCCUCUGGAGAUCAAAAACCUCAGAAAUCUUGGAAAUCCAACGAUGGGAGUAAAACAGCUUGUAAACACUGUGACAAACUGCAUUUUGGCAAAUGUUGGUUUGAAGGAAAGCCUAAGUGCAAAGGGUGUGGGAAAUUUAGACAUAUGCUCAGAGAGUGUCAUGGAAAUAAAAAUGUACAGAAACUGAACUAUGCAAAUCAAGUUGAAGAAACUGGAAUUCUGUUCUAUGCAUGCAAUGCUGUGACAGAUGUGAAGGAAAAUCAUUCUUGGUACAUUGACAGGUGA
Messenger RNA from Prunus persica (peach), 792 nucleotides. RefSeq lists its product as uncharacterized. Bases 1 to 792 code for a protein of 263 amino acids. The transcript has a single exon. Lineage: Eukaryota; Viridiplantae; Streptophyta; Magnoliopsida; Rosales; Rosaceae. The record is from RefSeq and is a predicted model, not a curated record.